GCGCUGCAUCAGGAGCGUGGUGGGUGGGGCCUGUUGGCCUCUCUUCUCCCCACUUCGACCCGCGUGUGGCUGCCAGUGGCUACCGAUUCUUUUGACCCACGGAGGCGGAGCGAGCGCCCCUUUAACUCUGCGUUCUUUCCGCCACCUCCAAGAAGUCCUCCGCUGCUCGUUUCGCAGCCUGAAGCUUCCGAUUCCCAUCGAUCCUGGUUUUUAAUAUACACACACUCACAAAAUUGGAUCGUAUGAUCAAAGAGAACAGCCACAUCUUCACAGAUGCCCAUUGUAAAGUGUGUAGUGCAGUGCUCAUCUCCGAGUCACAGAAGCUCGCUCAUUAUCAGAGUAAGAAACAUGCCAACAAAGUUCGUCGAUACAUGGCUAUCCAUGGUGAAGAGGAGGUCUGCUCAAGCAAGAAAAUAAAGCUGGAUACAAAGCAGGAGGGCAGCACUGAAGAAGACAGGAACAAAUGCUGCCCCAUCUGUAAUAUGACCUUUUCGUCGCCUGUUGUGGCUAACUCCCAUUACCUAGGCAAGACCCAUGCCAAGAAUCUGAAGCUGAAGCAGCAACCUCCUAAAGCAGAAGGUACAGAGGAAUUGUCUCCUGGUGCUGUGCUGAAAAGUCCAGGAGCUGUACCUGCUCAGAGACAACCAGCUAAUCCGCCUCCCACUACUGUGCCCUCUAAUGAAGAGAACCAAAACACUUCUGACCCAGACAAAUUCUGCAGUCUCUGUCAUGCCACAUUCAAUAAUCCCCUGAUGGCAAAACAACACUACGUGGGCAAGAAACACAAAAAGCAGGAGACCAAACUUAAGCUAAUGGCACACUAUGGGAGAAGCCCCGAUGAACCUGCAGCUUCAACAGCUGGGAAGGGAUAUCCAUGUGAAAGCUGUAACAUAGUACUGAACUCCAUAGAGCAGUACCAAGCUCACAUCAGCGGCUUCAAACACAAGAACCAUAUACCAGGAGGAAUACCUGUUACAGCACGGUACCAGAAGCAGCUGUACACACGAGAGGAGACAACGGGCCCUGAUGGCUACAGCUAUUUUAGCCAAGACCUCUAGAGAGGAAGCUCCUGCGCUCUUUUUGGAUUGCCGGUGGCCCAAAAGUGAACAUCGCUUCUCAACCCACUACGGUUUUAUUGUUCCUCUGGCUGAAUGAAACCCUCCUAUCCUGCAGUGUACAAGUUUAGCUGAUUCAGAACUAACUAUUGGCUAAAGGAUCUAGAAGGGACAGAUAUACUAGUUGGCAUUUGCAAAGACCUUUAGAAUAGUUUUCAUUGUGUAAUCUCUUGCUGUAACGGCCGGUGGGUGAGGUGGGAAGGAGCAGGAGUUGUGUCUGGCACAAGUAAGACUUGGCACCUACCAGUGUUCUGUCUCGAGCCCAUCCUUUCCCUCUGCCCGGAAGAAGCAGAUGGGAGUUCUACACCCACUACCAGCCAGAGAAGAGCAACUUUUGGAAGAAAGUUCAUAAUUCUUGGUUAUGGGGUGCUUGUUAAAUGUGAGGUGUGGAAUGGGCAUAAUGGACAGACUGAUGAUCUCCUCCUUGCCUAGAAAUGGGGUGUUACAUCGCUGUGUUUGUCGUGCCCCUUUCUGAAUUAACUGGGUUUGUGUGCAGAGUUUCUUAGGUCACCAAUAUGCCAUUUGCAUCCUUUUUGUAGUUCUGCAGAUGUUGGUUCUGGAACAUCUGGUAAUCUGUUUAAUAAAAAGCUGUUUCUGUUAGUAGUAUGCAUAAUCUGCUUCAGAAAGGCAAGCAGAAGGAGUGCCUCCAGAAAACUGCACUUCUCCCUCGGUUCCUGGCAUACUUGUGGAAACUUGUGCUUUUGAGCCUCAAUAUGUACAGCUUUCUGUUGUGUUAAAUGUUCAUAAGAAAUGUUUUUUUUGGUAUGAUGGAAGGUUUGAAAAAAUGUCCUUUUUCAGAACCUUAAAGCUUUUUAAUUAAUUUGUACAAAGGUUUAGCAAGGGUGAAAGAACAAGCAGCUAUGGUCUGACUUUGAGGCAAUUCUAAGCUGAAAAAUAGUGCUUUGCAUAGCAUUGUGGGCCUUCCACUUGUGAACUUUGCAAGUCCAAGAACUAGUUUCCAUCCAUGGGAAACCAUUUCUCAGAGACAAGACAUUCUUUCCGAUUGCUUCCUGAGACUCGGAAAACAACAUAGGUAGCAGCUGGGAAUGCUGCUUGAGGCAAACUGACUAUGCUUUGUUUGGACAGAGGUAAAAUUAGUUUGCGUUUUGGUCAUUUCCUUUUCCCUUGUAUGGAUAUAAGAUGGUAAGCUUGAAGUCUCCUAACAUCUGAGUUUGUUUCAAGUCUGCCAGAUGGCCUGUUUCCAAAACAAUCAGUUGAAAUGCUAAUCUUAUUUGUAAAAAAACCCACUCACAUAAGCAUAAAGGCAAGAGAUGUGAGAUACUCCUCUCUUGCCUAGCCCAUCGUUAAACUGCUUUUCUACUCGUGUUCAAAACAGGAUGUGGCUCUUUUUUCCUUAGUGCUUCUCCCUUCCUACCUAAUUGCUUCAGUGUUAUUGAUCAAAUUGGACAUUCAUUAAAAUUGGACAGCUUGUA
Molecule: messenger RNA, 2548 nt
Organism: Podarcis raffonei (Aeolian wall lizard)
Lineage: Eukaryota; Metazoa; Chordata; Lepidosauria; Squamata; Lacertidae
Gene: ZNF346
Product: zinc finger protein 346
Exons: 7
Coding region: 243-1058 (271 amino acids)
Molecular function (GO): double-stranded RNA binding; zinc ion binding
Source: RefSeq, a predicted model, not a curated record